This is a messenger RNA of Eurytemora carolleeae, 665 nucleotides long. RefSeq lists its product as uncharacterized. The record is from RefSeq and is a predicted model, not a curated record. NCBI's taxonomy places the organism in Eukaryota, Metazoa, Arthropoda, Copepoda, Calanoida, Temoridae. The coding region runs from base 83 to 484 and encodes 133 amino acids. The transcript is spliced from 8 exons.
CUGUAAGCCAAUAUUUUCAGAAGUGAUUUAUUAGCUUGGCACCACCCGCUUUCUCUUUAGAUCCUGGGAAUUACGUUUUAAGAUGCGUUUCUUGAAAAGCAAUGGAGGUUACAUUCUCGAGCAUGAUGGGCACCUAUUUUCAAUAAGAAAUACAAGGGAUGGCCGAGCAUACUAUCAGUGUAGACAGAAGCCGUGUAAAGCAAGUUUGGUAUUAACAGAAAUCUUUGACAAAGAUGCCCCCAUUCCAGCCAACGCUUUAAUCAGGAUUGGUAAGGCUCAUGAUGUCCACCCCCCUCCAAUUACAGACAUCAGUAACCUAGCUUUUCUUGAGAAAGUUCAGAACAGAAUCAUGUUGAACCCGGCACUAAAGCCUAGAACUGCUUGGGACGAUGAAAAAUUGGCAGACCCUGUGACCUUUGCAAGUGUAACUACCACUUUCGACCACUCAGUAUCUAGUCUACUGAAGUAUCAGCGUGAAUUUUAACCACCAACCCCUCAGGCCCUAGCGGAUGUUUCAGUUUUACCAGGAACCUGGGGUUUGACCCCAGAUGGGUUACCUCUACACAGAGAGACAAACUUGAAUGAUGGUUACAUACUAUUCGUAUCAGACGAGAGUUUAAGAGUUUUGUCCGAGGCCACUCACUUCAACGUUGAUGGAACUUUUA